Camelina sativa (false flax) is the source of this 330-nucleotide messenger RNA. Lineage: Eukaryota; Viridiplantae; Streptophyta; Magnoliopsida; Brassicales; Brassicaceae. The record is from RefSeq and is a predicted model, not a curated record.
AUGGUACCUUGCUGUCAUGCUUUGGCUGCUGGUCGAGUAAGAAACAUUGACCCCUACACACUUUUAUCCCUAUGUUAUUUCGUUGGACCAUGGAGAGCAAAGUACAAAGGAGUUGUAAUGCCGCGUCCUAAUGAGAAAGACCACAACAUCCCAGAAGAAUGUACGGAUGUAGCUGUGAACCCACCAAGGACAAAGCGCCAAGGGAGAAGGCCGAAAAAGAAAAGGAUUCCAUCACAGGGUGAAGUGCAUCACAAGAAGAAGAGAAUAACAAAAUGUGGGAGAUGUUUUGGACAAGGUCACAACAGGAAAACAUGCUCGACUUUAAUUUGA